Messenger RNA from Harpegnathos saltator (Jerdon's jumping ant), 1778 nucleotides. Its product is annotated as NAD-dependent methylenetetrahydrofolate dehydrogenase. Gene Ontology annotation, cellular component: mitochondrion. The transcript has 4 exons. Bases 494 to 1522 code for a protein of 342 amino acids. Lineage: Eukaryota; Metazoa; Arthropoda; Insecta; Hymenoptera; Formicidae. The record is from RefSeq and is a predicted model, not a curated record. Gene Ontology annotation, molecular function: methylenetetrahydrofolate dehydrogenase (NAD+) activity; methenyltetrahydrofolate cyclohydrolase activity; methylenetetrahydrofolate dehydrogenase (NADP+) activity. Gene Ontology annotation, biological process: tetrahydrofolate interconversion.
AAAUCAUCCUGCUAGAAACGUACUUCGAUAUGCCACGAGUAGCUUUGACACGUGUCUGCACUUUUACGAGGAAUUUGCAGUUUCUUGUUCGGGCCCGGAGAUAAGACCGAUAAUUUUUCUACGCGAUAGCCUGUGCGGGGAAAAGGUAAAACUGGUUCGACGAGUGUGCUCCGGUCACUUGCCUUUCACUCUCGACAAUCUAGUUUCACGAGAGGCUAUCGAUCUCGCAAUACAGUCGGCUAUAUAUCGGACCUCCUGCGGACUGUAUCGUUCCCGCGACAACACUGUUUACACGGCAUACGUGCAUUAUCGUAAGUGAGAUGACGUAAAUAACAGAAAUUGCACAAGCCUCCUACAUUCGGAAUUGCUUACUCGCAAUCUCUCAUAUCUCUCGCGCGACCGUAGUGUGCGGCAGCACGUGCUUCAGAACAGUCGGAGGAAUCACUCGAAGCAGCAGCAGCAGCAACAGCAGCAACAGCGAUAAUAGUGAAACAUGUUCUCCUGGAGAAACGUCCUUGUCGCCGUGACAAAACCACCGCAGAGAUUCGCGAGAAAAUUACAUCUGUCGAAAUGCCGGCAAGAGGCAAUGAUAAUAAAUGGACAAAAAGUAGCGGAAGAAAUUAAAAAAGAAUUAAAAAUGGUCGUGGAUACCUGCAUAAAUGCUGGCAAGAAAAGGCCAAAGUUAGUAGCAAUAUUAGUAGGAAAUCACCCAUCUAGCAAAGCUUAUGUUGAUAGAAAAAUGAAAGCAGCAAAGUUUGUAGGAAUUGAAAGUUAUACCGUUCAUUUGGGAGAAAAUAUAACGCAAACAGAUCUUCUCAAGGAGAUUAACAGUCUAAAUAGAGAUCCAACAGUUGACGGAAUUUUAGUGCAAUUACCAUUGCCAAAAAGCAUGAAUGAGAAAGAAGUAUGUCAAGCAAUAAUUCCUAAGAAAGAUGUGGAUGGUUUUCACUUGGAGAAUAUCGGUAACCUAACACUGGACAGCAGGAGCAUUGUACCAGCCACUGCGCUAGCUGUCAGAGAAUUAGUAAUUAGGAGUAAAAUUGAGACUUUUGGGAAAAAUGCUGUCGUUGUGGGUAGAUCAAAACAUGUCGGGCUGCCUAUUGCAUUGUUACUUCAUUCGGAUAGCAAAGGCGAAACAGGCGCGUUAGAUAUGACUACAACUAUCUGCCAUCGUCACACUCCCCACACUGAACUGGAAAAGUUUACGAAAUUAGCGGAUCUGGUGAUAGUGGCAGCCGGAGUUCCCGGUCUAAUUACCAAAGAGAUGGUAAAGCCGGGUGCGUGUAUAAUCGAUGUUGGUAUCACUAGAAUGAAAACAGCAGAUGGCAAGUAUCGACUGGUAGGAGACGUGGAUUACGACAGCGUGAAAGAAGUUGCCGGGCAUAUUACGCCGGUUCCUGGCGGCGUAGGUCCUAUGACGGUAGCAAUGUUGAUGAGGAACACAGUAGCUGCUGCUAUGGGGAACCAAGAGGAUCAAAUCAAACAGUCCGUUGAUUUAGAAAGUAACGAAGCAUUUAUAUAGCAUAUCGGAAAGCAAGUAUUAUUAUGUAAUUUAUUCUAUAGGAGAAUUCUAUUCGAUUCGAUAAAUAUUUGUUUCCUUAUCAUGUAUAGCAUACAUGAAGUAUUAUUGUUGCGGAAUGAAGAAAUGACAUAAAACUAUUAUUUCUUAAUUUAUGGUCAAUUUUUAAUUUAAUUUUGUUAAAUCUGUAAGAGAACGUUCACAAGAAAGUGAAAUAUUAAGAGUGCACCUUGUAAAUUGUAAUUAGAAAAUUAGAAAG